Messenger RNA from Manis pentadactyla (Chinese pangolin), 1395 nucleotides. It is a transcript of the gene LAPTM4B, whose product is annotated as lysosomal protein transmembrane 4 beta. The record is from RefSeq and is a predicted model, not a curated record. The transcript is spliced from 7 exons. Gene Ontology annotation, cellular component: lysosomal membrane. NCBI's taxonomy places the organism in Eukaryota, Metazoa, Chordata, Mammalia, Pholidota, Manidae. Bases 223 to 903 code for a protein of 226 amino acids.
CUCCUCCGCCCGCCGUCUUCCGAGCUCAGGGACCGGCCGCGGCAGCCUCUCGGAGCUGAGGUGCGGAGCGAGGGCCGGCGGGCCAGCGGCGAGCGGAGUCGGUCGCCGGAGCGAGAGCGGCGGAGGAGCCCGCAGCAGCCGCGCGGCCAGCCCGGAGCAACGCAGCCGACGCUCCUGCAAACUUGGGCGCGCGCUCGCGCCACUGCGCCCGCCGACCGAGCGAUGAAGAUGGUCGCACCUUGGACGCGGUUCUACUCCAACAGCUGCUGCCUGUGCUGCCAUGUCCGCACUGGCACCAUCCUGCUGGGUGUCUGGUACCUGAUCAUCAAUGCCGUGGUGCUGUUGAUUCUCUUGAGUGCCCUGGCUGAUCCAGAUCAGUAUCACUUUUCAAGUUCUGAACUGGGAGGUGACUUUGAGUUCAUGGAUGAUGCCAACAUGUGCAUUGCUAUAGCGAUUUCUCUUCUCAUGAUCCUGAUUUGUGCAAUGGCUACUUACGGAGCAUAUAAGCAACAUGCUGCCUGGAUCAUUCCAUUCUUCUGUUACCAGAUCUUUGAUUUUGCCCUGAACACCUUGGUCGCAGUCACUGUGCUUGUUUAUCCAAACUCCAUUCAGGAGUACAUACGACAGCUGCCUCCUGAUUUUCCCUACAGAGAUGAUAUCAUGGCAGUGAAUCCUACUUGUUUGGUCCUUAUCAUCCUCCUGUUUAUCAGCAUUAUCUUGACUUUUAAGGGUUACUUGAUUAGCUGUGUUUGGAAUUGCUACCGAUACAUCAAUGGCAGAAACUCCUCUGAUGUCCUGGUUUAUGUUACCAGCAAUGACACUACGGUGCUGUUACCCCCAUAUGAUGAUGCCACUGUGAAUGGCACUGCCAAGGAGCCGCCGCCACCGUACGUGUCUGCCUGAGUCUGAAAGUGGGGCGGAGUCUGAGCCGAGAGCAACAGCUUGAUUUUUCAGGCUUCUGAGCAAUAGUUCUUUACUUUCACUUCUGAGAUGAGCUCUUUGAGCUUAUUUUUGCUGAAAUGCUACAGUUUUAAAAUGUAGAUGUUAAGUUGAAACCCUCUGUAGUUUUAAACAUAUGCUUUUGCUAGAGCACUGUGCUAGAUUAACUGUAGAAUUCAUCCAUAGGGGUGGGGGGCAGUGGGCUUCCCUUUCCUUCCCUAGGCAAUGAAAUCUCCCAGCAAGUGAAUGGGAGUUGGGGAAUUAGUCAUACUUUUUCUCUGUUCCCUCUGUCUCUUUUGAAAGUGUAAAGUAAAAUCAAAAUUAGACAAUGCUUUUCUUAAGCCAUCCUAGUGUAUAGAACAAACCCUUCUGAGAGCAGAAAUGUUGAUUGUGUAAUCAAUGCUCUAAUUAGGUAAGUAGUUCAUAUAUGUAUAAAUAAAACAAGAAUUUCUUUAA